Lutzomyia longipalpis is the source of this 1778-nucleotide messenger RNA. RefSeq lists its product as uncharacterized. The coding region runs from base 1213 to 1686 and encodes 157 amino acids. Lineage: Eukaryota; Metazoa; Arthropoda; Insecta; Diptera; Psychodidae. The transcript is spliced from 7 exons. The record is from RefSeq and is a predicted model, not a curated record.
GUAUUAUUGAUUCCCUGGAUAAUCGUCGACUAAGUUGAUCAAUAUUACAAGUUUAGUAAACAAAACAAUCAUUUUCACGAAAACAAUCUCCAAAAUUGAAGAAGUUUUUUUUAAUAAAACAAGAAAAAGAAAGCAAUUUUCAUAAAAAGUAAAAUCAAGCAGCGAAGGAGUUGUUUGUCAGGACAGAUCAACAAGGAUUCAGGAGAAACAUCAAGGAGAAUUCCUUUGAGAAAAGCGGAGAAGACUUUGCUAUGUCUUCUGACCAAGAAGGAUCAUAUAGUAUCCAAAGAAUCCUUUCCAGGAUGCCCACAGAUGCCAGCAUCCAGUGUGAUUUGUAUCAAGGGCCAACAACGGACGAGCUUGAAUUGUUUUUCCCACAGAGAACGGAAGAGGAUAGGGAUGAUUUUCUCUGGAUGAUUUAUUAUCUGCGCUAUGCUAUCUUGAAUGGCCUCAGCCCAAUUGAGACUAACUACAGAAUGUAUCCACCAGAACCUUUUGACAUUUGGAGCAGCAAUGAAUGAACUUUUCUUUACUUUUUCUCAUAGAAAUCAUUAAAAAAAUGACUGAAAUAAUGAAGGAAUUAAAAAAAACUUCUUAAACUACUUUUAGAUGAAUUUAAUCGAGUUCUAAAGCCUCAUUUAAGAAGUUGGUUUAAGGGACCUACAUAUACCUGUUUUAAAUGAAAAUUUUUAUACCUUUAGAAGAAAAGAUAAUAAAAAGGAUUUUUUCUAAUAUUUUAAAAAAAUGAAUUUUCUAAAGUUUCUAUUACAUUUUUUCCUGAAUGUUAAACAAUCUUUAAAUAUUGCUAAUUAAACGAAGAGAGAUGAAUCCAUAAGAUAUCUUCAAGGAAUUUUUUAUUAAGAAACUGAUACAGUUAUUGGCAAAAAUAUUUAUUUUGUACAUAAUUUAUUUCGUGAAAAUUCAAAAAUAUGGAAACGCAAUUCCAGUAAUGAUUCAUUCAAAAGCUUUAAUAAUUUUCCAUUCCUGCUAAAAUAUCAAAAAUAUUGAUUCAGUUGGCACAAAUGCCAGGGGAAAACAUAUUAUAGAGACUAUAAAGAAUCUACGAUAAACAAGAGAUUCUCAGAACAUUCAGAAGACACCGAAGAGUUUCACAGAGUGGACACACACCAAAGGAGCCGAAGAAGCUGAUAAAAAUUCUAGUGUAGAAAUACAUUUCAGACAGUUCAGUCGUGUUUUUGAGUGACUUUGAACAUGGAAAUUAUGGCUAAAAAUAUCCUGAAUUUGCUGAUAAUUGCUCUAGUUGUGGCACAAUGUGUGGAAUUGAAGCCAAUGGAUCGAUUUGAAGACUUUGACUGGGAUAACUUUGGAGAAUCGCUUGCAAAUAAGAUCCAAUCAUCUAUUACUCAAAGCUUCCAACAAUCGGGGAUUUAUGAAUUGGGACCCAAGAUUGAGAAGCAAGUCCAGCAAUCUAUGGAUAAUAGCAUGUGGUACAAAAGACCAAAUGCUUGUUCGGACGAAAAGGUUGAUGUGACAGACGAGAAGAGACCAGGAUGCGAGAAUGGUUCUAAUGUCUCACAAUCACAGAUGUGCAAUGAGAUCAAUGGAGUGAGCGUUUGCACAAUCACCGAAACUCGAGGUUGCCAGACUAAACGUACAACAAGAACUUAUCGUUGCUGCGAAAACUUUACACUCAAAAAUAUUGAUGGAAAAAUGCAAUGUGCUUAACAUUAUUGCUCUGAAUUUUAAUUGUUCUGUACUCGAGAAUUUUUUGAAUGUAAAUUCCAACGAGGAAGUGAAUAUAAUUUGUCAAAAAAUGA